ACUCCUAUGUAAGCAUGAAUAAAAAAAGAAAAAUGGAACAGUGAUCGAUUAGAAUUUAGCUUUAGUACUUAAUUAAAUCAUAAAUUAUAUAUCUUUCUCGACAAAGUACAAAAUGAUUAAUCAAUUCACUGUAAUGAAAGUAGCAUCUUGAUUAGAGUACCUCCAACAAAGAGUUUAAAAGAGAUUCUAAAGUCAGUGUUUUAGAAAAAGAGAAGAGAGAAGAGUUCUAAUGUUUAGAUUUUUUAGAACUCCAUUAAAAUUUGAUGUGACACUUGUAAACAAUAGAUUAGUUGAAUUUCUGUUUUACAAUUAACUUUUGAUUAUCUAAUUACAAUUUAUUAAAAUAUUAAUAUGUUUUCUGUUAAAGGAAUUUUUUGGAGUUCGGAGAUGUUUUUACCGACAUUAUAUAGAAAAGGAUUAAAAAAAAAAGAAAAAAUAAAAGGAUAAAAUCCUACUUCACAUUCUUUCAUCGUAAUUAUUUGACAUUUUUGGGUUUAGUGAUGGGCUUUUUUAAAAUGGGGAUAUUCAACCCUUACAUAUUGUUAAAAAUCUUGGAGAACACGUAAAUUCAUCUUUCCAUUUUCGUAAUACUUUUCUUUCUUUCCACUUUUAAUUUCGUUUAAAGAAAAAAAUAUAGGGUUUAAUGGACGUUCUUUGAUUCUACUUUCUCAUACAGUUGUACAAGUCAAAAAAAGAAGAAGCAAAACCAAUGGGAACUCCAGAUACUACAAGAGAGCCAUGUCCCGACCGGAUCAUAGAUGAUAUGGGCGGUGCGUUCGGCAUGGGUAUAACCGGAGGAUCCGUCUAUCACUUCAUCAGAGGAAUCUACAACUCUCCCGCCGGCGCUCGUCUCUCCGGCGGCGCAGAGUAUGUACGUAUGAACGUUCCUAAACUCGGAGGAAGCUUCGCCGUAUGGGGUGGUCUGUUCUCGACCAUGGACUGCGCCAUGGUGUACGCUAGACAGAAGGAAGAUCCAUGGAACUCUAUCAUUGCCGGCGCCGCCACUGGAGGUCUUUUAUCGCUGCGUCAAGGCUUCCGCGCGUCUGGUAGGGCGGCUUUGUUCGGAGGUGCGAUUUUAGCUCUCAUACAAGGAGUCCAGCUCGCUAAGGACAAAGUCGCGAGUGCUGCGCAGCAACAGCAGGUUUUCAUGGGUGAAGCGGCCUCCUUACCACCUGCUCAGGUUUAUGGACAGUCCGUGCCUGUGCCGGAGACUUCAUCUGCUUCGGAGGCAGGUUCGGGAUCUUGGUUUGGAGGUUUGUUUGGGAAAGGGAAGCAGAAGGGGUCUGAGGAUAAGAGUGGGAGCAAAACUCAGGUUCUUGAGAGCUUUGAUGCGCCUCCUGUCCCAACUUACGAGUUUAACUAAUCUGUCUGGAUUUAUUUUUUACUAAUAUAUAAGUUUUAGAGCUUAAUAAUUAGUUUCUAUGAUUAUUAUUCUGCAAAAAACGCUCGGUAAGGUUUUAUAAUGUUUUUAGUUGUUGACUUGGAUUAUUAUGAUGUCUGGUUGUAUGUAAAACUAGAAGUUAUUAUUACAUAUUGUCUGCACUCGUUCUGAAAAAAAUUGCUCAGUGUUUUUACUGAAAUUGAGAAAGUAAGGCGAAAGAAAAGUGAGAAGUGAAGAAAUUAUGAAAAAGUAACUCACAACCCAUCGAUUGAAUUGAACAAAUCGACACAGUAAACAUAUGUCUUAGACGACCGGAUAGAGCUAGUGUGAUCAAAGUAAAUCGACAAUAAUGUUAGUAAGUUAAGAUAGAUAUACUACGACAUCACCGAGAGAUAUAUAAUAGUAUUCGACAAUGUUGAUUUGUAACUAGUUGAGCUUAAUAGGAAGUCAUGGUCUUUGUUGAAAACUGCAGAAAAAUUGCAGAUUUUCUUCAUUUUUCUUUUGUUCUUGUUCGAAAAGAAAACAGAGGAAAGUUUUACCUAUAUAUCAGUAAGAGAGAGUGACAGAAGUAGAUAGAGAAAUAUGAAGUAGAGAAUUGAUUUUUGCUUGCUUAUUACACAAAAUUGGCCAUUACAUAUUUACAGAGAAAACAGAACACUCUUGAUCUUCUCCAUAUAGCCUUAUUUUUUACUUAGACUUAGGAGCACUCUCCAUAUAUAACCCAUAUUUUUUAACUUAUACUUGGACUACUGCAACAAGCAAACUCAAAGACUUUAACAUACCAACACAACAACUUUCAACACUCCUUGACUUUUUUUUUUUUGAAACACAACACUCCUUGACUUAUUGCUCUUCUUUUCCCACAUUUUAUGUUUUUCCGGUUUGAGAACAAAUAGGCAUCAUUCAACAGUCUUUCUUUCCAUUUACUAUUUCUCCAAAUACUUCUCAUUAGAUCGAGGACAAGUCACCCAACCUAUCGAGUAAGACAUAAUAUUAGAAAACAUAUUUUAUCUAAAUUUUUAGUAAUAUUUAUAUUUCUUUC
Brassica napus (rape) is the source of this 2423-nucleotide messenger RNA. Its product is annotated as mitochondrial import inner membrane translocase subunit TIM17-1-like. The transcript has a single exon. Gene Ontology annotation, molecular function: transmembrane protein transporter activity. Lineage: Eukaryota; Viridiplantae; Streptophyta; Magnoliopsida; Brassicales; Brassicaceae. The record is from RefSeq and is a predicted model, not a curated record. Gene Ontology annotation, cellular component: mitochondrial inner membrane; TIM23 mitochondrial import inner membrane translocase complex. The coding region runs from base 710 to 1363 and encodes 217 amino acids. Gene Ontology annotation, biological process: protein import into mitochondrial matrix.